Messenger RNA from Ilyonectria robusta, 1455 nucleotides. RefSeq names its product major facilitator superfamily domain-containing protein. Gene Ontology annotation, molecular function: basic amino acid transmembrane transporter activity. Gene Ontology annotation, biological process: basic amino acid transport; transmembrane transport. The transcript has 6 exons. NCBI's taxonomy places the organism in Eukaryota, Fungi, Ascomycota, Sordariomycetes, Hypocreales, Nectriaceae. The record is from RefSeq and is a predicted model, not a curated record. Gene Ontology annotation, cellular component: fungal-type vacuole membrane. The coding region runs from base 1 to 1455 and encodes 484 amino acids.
AUGAAUGGCGAGUCUUCGCUGAUCAGCCCAACCACAGGCAUUUUUCUGUCCAACGUUGUUUCAUCCGUUGUAAUUGCGACAAAUCAGCAUAUUGCGUCAGAGUUUGAUGCCCUAUCUUCUGCUGCGUGGCUGUUGACGGCGUACACGUUGGCUCAGUCCGCAAGCCAGCCACUGUAUGGAAAGGUCAGCGAUAUCUACGGGAGAAGAAAGUGUCUAGUCUUUUGCUGGACAGUUUUUGGACUAGGCUGUCUACUUGUGGGAGUUGGUCAAACUUAUUGGCAAAUCAUUCUUGGGCGUGCCAUCAGUGGUAUUGGUAGCGCCGGGAAGAUUGCUCUGACAUCUAUUGUGGUGGCUGACCUUGUUCCCCUACGACAUGUUGCACAGUACCGCGCAUAUGUGAAUUUGACAGCGACUACAGCAAGGUCUAUUGGAGGCCCAAUUGGUGGAUGGCUUUCUGGUAGUGUUGGCUGGCGCUGGUGUUUUCUCGUUCAAUUCCCUGUCGCCCUCAUCGGACUUGGUCUUGUCCUGUGGAAAUUGCCCGAGCCUCGGCAAUUCCAAUCUCAACAGCUUGAAGAGGAUGGAAAAAAGAUAUCCAAUCUAUCGAGGAUUGACUUUGCAGGCGCGAUAACGCUUGUUGGCACUAUCCUCACCGGCCUCAUAUCACUGGACAUGGCAACAAAAGGCGCCUCGGUUCUGAUUACUUCGUCGCUGGGGGCUGUAUUCAUUACAUUCCUGGUGCUUUUUGUUCUCACCGAAAAACAUUAUGCAGAUGAGCCGAUAUUGCCUCUGGAUCUUGUCUCAAAAAGAGAUGUACUGACCUCGUAUUUGAUCGUGGGGUUUCAAUCAGCCGGCCAAUUCGGACUUCUCUACACAAUCCCCAUAUACUUUCAAGUUGUCGGACGGGAAUCAAUAUCAUCUACUGGCACUAGAAUAGUCCCGGUCGUCAUCGGAAACGCCGUGGGAACGGUAUUAAGUGGCAAGCUCAUCACCAAAUUCAAGAAAUACAAACACUUGACAAUUUUCGGGAACCUGACUGGCUUGGUUGGGUUCCUUCUCGUUCUUCUCAGCUGGCGCGGCAAUACCAAUUGGUUCCAAGCCUUGUUCGUAUCCUUGCCUGGCGUGGGGAUGGGCAUCAUCCAAUCUUCUACAUUUAUUCAUCUCGCAGCUAGCCUGGAUCAUUCUCAGAUUGCCAUAGCUGGAACAACGUGGUUUCUUGCUCAAAACAUUGGCGUUCUGGUCGGCGCCAGCCUUUCCACUACUGUUAUCAACGAUGCUCUUCAGAGUUCUCUCCAGACUUCACUCAGUGGGUUGAUAAAAAAGGACGAUGUGAGUAAAAGCUACCUACAACACUUUACUGUCUCACAUUUAGUAACAAUCAAAGAUCAUCGAACAUGUAACAUCCAGCGUCGAGUAUACUCAAACGCUGCCAGAGGCAAUAUGGAACCUAGUAUCUAA